Messenger RNA from Pyrgilauda ruficollis (rufous-necked snowfinch), 412 nucleotides. RefSeq names its product glycosylated lysosomal membrane protein A-like. The transcript has 2 exons. Bases 84 to 410 code for a protein of 108 amino acids. NCBI's taxonomy places the organism in Eukaryota, Metazoa, Chordata, Aves, Passeriformes, Passeridae. Gene Ontology annotation, cellular component: lysosome. The record is from RefSeq and is a predicted model, not a curated record.
UGUUCAUUGAUAUUAGUCUACUUAAUAGAGUGAUAUGAGAUAGGUCAAUAUAAAUCAAUAGAAUUGAUAUUAGCCUGUCUAAUAUGCUGCGCUCUAUCGACGACGAGUACACCCCCAGCGUCUUCCAGGUGCUGUCCCUGCUGGCAGAGCCCCCCAACAGCAGCUCCCCGCUGCCCUUCCUGCAGUGGAAGGCUGUGGCCUACGGCUCGCGGAGCCCGCGGCGCGAGGACAGCAUCCAGUGCAGGGCCCAGGGGCUGUCCCUGGCCAACGGGAGCCUGCCCGGGGCCAGCGUGCUCCAGGCCUUCUUUGGGGACACCUGGCACAGCAGCUGCACCGUCAGCGCCCUCAAUGUGUCCUUUGGGGGAGAGGAGGGACAGGUGUACCAGGAGAGGAGGUACCUCAGCUGGUGAGU